AUGAGCAAGCUCAACACCGAUACCCUCAAGGAAGGCGUGAGCUUCAUCUUGGAGAAGUCCAAGGAGAAGCCGCGCAAGUUCGUCGAGACGGUUGAACUCCAAAUCGGCUUGAAGAACUAUGAUCCGCAAAAGGAUAAGCGUUUCAACGGCACGGUUAACCUGCCGGUGAUCCCGCGCCCGAAGCUUAAGAUGUGCAUGCUUGGCGACGCCAAGCACUGUGAAGAAGCGGCGGGUAACGGCAUCGACUCCAUGGACGUCGAGGCGCUCAAGAAGCUCAACAAGAACAAGAAGCUCAUCAAGAAGCUCGCGAAGAAGUACCAACACUUCCUCGCGUCCGAGUCUGUUAUUAAGCAAAUUCCGCGUCUCUUGGGUCCGGGUUUGAACAAGGCCGGUAAGUUCCCGACGCUCGCCACGCACAACGAGUCCCUCGAGAGCAAGAUCAACGACGUCAAGUCCCAGAUCAAGUUCCAGCUCAAGAAGGUUCUCUGCUUGGCCGUUGCUGUUGGCCACAUUGAGAUGACGGAGAAGGAGUUGUUCAUCAACAUCCAAAUGUCUGUCAACUUCUUGGUUUCUCUUUUGAAGAAGAACUGGCAAAACGUCAAGUCUUUGUACAUCAAGACGACGAUGGGCCCGCCGUUCCGCAUCUUCUAA
Molecule: messenger RNA, 651 nt
Organism: Ostreococcus tauri
Lineage: Eukaryota; Viridiplantae; Chlorophyta; Mamiellophyceae; Mamiellales; Bathycoccaceae
Product: Ribosomal protein L1, 2-layer alpha/beta-sandwich
Exons: 2
Coding region: 1-651 (216 amino acids)
Biological process (GO): translation
Cellular component (GO): large ribosomal subunit
Molecular function (GO): structural constituent of ribosome; RNA binding
Source: RefSeq, a predicted model, not a curated record